Molecule: messenger RNA, 1002 nt
Organism: Symbiodinium sp. CCMP2456
Lineage: Eukaryota; Dinophyceae; Suessiales; Symbiodiniaceae
Source: the annotation of a GenBank genome assembly
AUGCUCGAGGCUCAUGUGAAGCUCCCGGUGAUUGAUGAUGACCAGGAAGUCUACCUCUUAUUGCUAGAUGACGAGGCUGAAUCAUAUCCGGGUCCUUCAGGUGAUUGGAACUUCCUGACCUGCGCCGAGCGGCGAAAAAGAGCGAAAAACAGCUGGCUAAUCCCGGGAGGACAUCUGAGGAUAAAGACACUUGUGAGGGAAAAGAUCCGCCCUCGUUGGUGGUUCGUGGCCCUUGCAGAUUGCUCGGGACAAGGGUUGAGGAAUGUGCAGUACGAGGUACACGCCCAAAACAUCUUGUACGGCUGGGCAUCUGAGUUCUCCACCGACAGGCGUUAUGCAUUGCAUGCAUUCGUGGCCUUUUGCGUUGUUUUUGCGGCUUUCAUGAUGGUGCAAACACGCGCGAACGUGAUCCUGGCAUCUCGACAACAUGACGAUAGUGCCAGGAGCAAGGCCGCGCACCCUUUCGCUCGCAUUCUCUUGAGUGGGAUAUGUGUGGAGCUGGUGGCUUGUUUUUUCGAAGUUCUUCAUUUAAUGCUGUUUGCAAGCAAUGGGUGCGGCAGCCCGAUGAUGCAUGCAUUUUCGCUGCUGGCAACGACUUCUUCAAACUUUAUUCUUGUCUCCCUACUUCUCUUAGUCUCCCAGGGAAAGUGCGUGUCCUACAAGAUGAUUCCAAAGGAUGCAUGGAGGAUGUUCAUGAUCCUCGGCCCCUUCCUGCUAUCUUGCCUGUUGCUGGAGCUUUGGGCAGAUUUCGCAACUUCACGCACUUACAGCUCGGACUACGUGUAUACCAGCCCUUGCGGCUGCGCGGUGAUUGCGGUUGACCUGGCGCUUCUGGCCUUCUAUAUCGUCAAUGUUCGCACGACCUUGUCACAGGAGUCUGGGCGGGCUGACAGCUACUUCUACCGCCGGUGGGGAGUCGCCUUCGGUUGCUGGUUCGGGGCUCUGCCCUUCUCUGCAGCACUCUCCAAGAUCCUGCUGGCACCGUGCAACCGCUGCAAAUAG